Molecule: messenger RNA, 4002 nt
Organism: Bufo bufo (common toad)
Lineage: Eukaryota; Metazoa; Chordata; Amphibia; Anura; Bufonidae
Gene: BUD13
Product: BUD13 homolog
Exons: 11
Coding region: 23-3352 (1109 amino acids)
Biological process (GO): mRNA splicing, via spliceosome
Cellular component (GO): U2-type spliceosomal complex; RES complex
Molecular function (GO): RNA binding
Source: RefSeq, a predicted model, not a curated record
UUGAACUUCCGCCACUGGUAACAUGGCUGCGCCCGCAAGUACGGCGCAGGGCAUCUCUAAAGCGGAAUACUUGAAGCGCUAUCUGGAUCCAGGGAGUGGAGACGAUGGACCUGCCAAGAGGAAGAAAAAGAGGAAGAAGAAGUCGGAGGCGAAGGGGAUGCGGAUAGUUGAUGAUGACGCAGAAGACUGGAAGAAGAACCCAAUAAAAAAGGAAGAACCUGUGGAAGAGGAGGAUGACCAGCCGGUGGUGGCGCAGUUUGUAGAUGAACGUCCGGAGGAGGUCAAGCGCAUGGAAGAGUUCAGGAACACCAAUAAGUGGAAAGUAAUAAAAGGUGAUGAGUCCCCUGAAGAAGAGCAAGAUUCAAGGGCAGGAGAAGAUGUCUCUGCCGAGGCUAAGACGACUGAUCAUAGGUCUCCUGACUAUUCUCCAAAGAAAGGCAGGGAUGAUUCUCCAGACCCUUCUCCACCUCAAAGGACCAGGCAUGACUCCCCAGACCCUUCUUCACCUCAAAGGACCAGGCAUGACUCUCCAGACACUUCUCCACCUCGAAGGGCCAGGCAUGACUCUUCAGACCAUUCCCCUCCUCCAAAAAGGAUAACUCCCCCCCAAAAAAAGGGCAGACGAGAAUCUCCAGAUGCCUCACCUCCCAGGAGAAGGGGCAAACAGGUCUCUCCAGAUGCCUCACCUCCCAGGAGAAGGGGCAAACAGGUCUCUCCAGAUGCCUCACCUCCCAGGAGAAGGGGCAAACAGGUCUCUCCAGAUGCCUCACCUCCCAGGAGAAUGGGCAAACAGGUCUCUCCAGAUGCCUCACCUCCCAGGAGAAUGGGCAAACAGGUCUCUCCAGAUGCCUCACCUCCCAGGAGAAGGGGCAAACAGGUCUCUCCAGAUGCCUCACCUCCCAGGAGAAGGGGCAAACAGGUCUCUCCAGAUGCCUCACCUCCCAGGAGAAGGGGCAAACAGGUCUCUCCAGAUGCCUCACCUCCCAGGAGAAGGGGCAAACAGGUCUCUCCAGAUGCCUCACCUCCCAGGAGAAGGGGAAGACAGGGCUCUCGCGAUGCUUCUCCAGCCAGGAGGGGAAGAAGGGACUCUCGAGAUGCCUCUCCACCCAGGAGGGGAAGACGGGAUUCUCCAGAUGCCUCACCACGCAGGACAGCCAGGCUGGAAUUACCAGACACCUCUCCACCCAGGAGGAGCAGACAGGAUUCUUCACCCAGGAGGGUCAGACGGAACUCUCCAGCUGUCUCUCCACCCAGGAAGGGCAGAUGGGACUCUCCACCUGCCUCUCCACCCAGGAGGGGUAGGCGCGACUCUCCACCUGCUUUUCCACCCAGGAGGGGCAGGUGGGACUCUCCAUCUGCUUUUCCACCCAGGAGGGGCAGGUGGGACUCUCCACCUGCCUCUCCCCCCAGGAGGGGCAGAUGGGACUCUCCACCUGCCUCUCCCCCCAGGAGGGGCAGAUGGGACUCUCCACCUGCCUCUCCCCCCAGGAGGGGCAGGUGGGACUCUCCACCUGCCUCUCCACCCAGGAGGGGCAGGUGGGAUUCUCCACCCAGGAGGGGCAGGAGGGACUCUCCACCUGUCUCUCCACCCAGGAGGGGCAGGAGGGACUCUCCACCUGUUUCUCCACCCAGGAGGGCCAGGCGGGACUCUCCUGCUGCAUUUGCACCCAGGAGGGCCAGGCGGGACUCUCCUGCUGCAUCUCCACCCAGGGGGGGAAGGCGGGGCUCUCCAGCUGCCUCUCCACCCAGGAGGGGCAGGCGGGACUCUCCAGCUGCCUCUCCACCCAGGAGGGGCAGGCGGGACUCUCCAGCUGCCUCUCCACCCAGGAAGGGCAGGCGGGACUCUCCAGCUGCCUCUCCACCCAGGAAGGGCAGGCGGGACUCUCCAGCUGCCUCUCCACCCAGGAAGGGCAGGCGGGACUCUCCAGCUGCCUCUCCACCCAGGAAGGGCAGGCGGGACUCUCCAGCUGCCUCUCCACCCAGGAAGGGCAGGCGGGACUCUCCAGCUGCCUCUCCACCCAGGAAGGGCAGGCGGGACUCUCCAGCUGCCUCUCCACCCAGGAAGGGCAGGCGGGACUCUCCAGCUGCCUCUCCACCCAGGAAGGGCAGGCGGGACUCUCCAGCUGCCUCUCCACCCAGGAAGGGCAGGCGGGACUCUCCAGCUGCCUCUCCACCCAGGAAGGGCAGGCGGGACUCUCCAGCUGCCUCUCCACCCAGGAAGGGCAGGCGGGACUCUCCAGCUGCCUCUCCACCCAGGAAGGGCAGGCGGGACUCUCCAGCUGCCUCUCCACCCAGGAAGGGCAGGCGGGACUCUCCAGACCCAUCUCCCCCUGGAAAAGUCAGAAGACUUACUCCUUCUCCACAAAGACAAAAGCAUCUCAAUCCUAACAAAAACAGUAAAUCCUACUACACAGACUCCCCAGAUGUUUCUCAUAAAGAAAGGAGUGACACAGGUUUCGACAAAGGAUCGAAACGUGAUGUAAAGAAGUCCCUUCGAACCUCUCCACAUUCCUCGUUGCGGCAUGAUUCUGAUUCAGACCUUUCUCCACUUGGGAAUAGAGCAUCGUCACCACCACGAGACACUCGGAAAAAAGCUGCGCGACAGAAGGACUCGCGCUCAUCACCUCGAAGAAACACGCAACCUAAAGGCUCAGACUCAGACAUAUCACCUCCUCGCCAAGCACAGAGAGGAGACUCUGAUUCAGACUUGUCACCACCACGACGCAGAGGUGAAAAAAGCGGUGGCUCCCAGAUGCUCUCAGGUGGCAAGGCUGGCCUCGUGUCUGCAAAGGUCCUAAGAGAAGAGAAAGAAGAACAGAGGAGAGCAGAGAAAAAUAACAAGAGCCUGGAAGAUGACUCGAGGAAUACAGAGACCGUUUUUCGAGACAAAAGCGGCAAACGCAGAGACUUAAAUUCUGAACGGGAAGAGCAACUGAAGAAACAAGCCGCGCAGGAGAAGAAGGAUGAGAUGUAUGCCAAAUGGGGCAAAGGUUUGGCCCAACACGAGCAGCAACGUCAGAAUUUGCAGGACACUGCCCGAGAGAUAUCGAAGCCUCUUGCUCGAUACAUCGAUGAUGAGGACCUGGACCGCAUGUUGCGUGAACAGGAGAGAGAGGGAGAUCCUAUGGCGAAGUUCCUGAAAAAGAAGAUGGAUAAAGAAAGCUCCGGAAAGAAAGAACGCCCAAGAUACAAAGGUUCUAAUCCUCCAAUCAACAGAUUUAAUAUAUGGCCAGGGUAUCGCUGGGACGGUGUGGACAGGUCCAAUGGAUUUGAGAACAAGCAUUUUGCAAGAAUUUCUGAACAGAAAGCUGUGCAGGAGGCUGCUUACAAGUGGAGCGUAGAGGAUAUGUGAAUUCACUUGGUGUCAUUGGUCAGAGCACUAGACAGGACCAUGUCGUACAGCAAUGCUCUGUAUGUGUCUCUACAUUCUCUGUAUUACGUGAGAAGCUUACUGUAUAUCAUGGUAGCUACCUGAGCUGUGAUUACUGGUAACGUGACGUCCUCCUCCUGGUCGGCCUGGCAUCCCCUGUAUUUCUUGUUGGUGAUUUUUUUUUUUUUUUUUUACCAUUACCAGUUGUUAUUUAUGCAGUUUCUGUUUUACCUCUCAGACAUGUCAUGGACUCCUGUAUCCGUGUGUUUACUGAUGGACUAUUACAGAGCCGUGGUUUAUCUACCCCAUGGGUAUGCAUCACUACAUGGGCUCCGCUCAAUUCUAACAGGAUGGAAUUCGGUUCAUUUAUUAAAGGGGGGGGGAAUUCCGGAAUUUUUUGUAGAAGUAUUUUAGCCAAAUUCCCUUCCCAAAACAGUUCUUUUAACGGGGAAGGCAUAAUGAUUUCCAGUAUGCACGACAUUACGUUUUGUUUUUUGUAUUCCCGUUCAUGUACAGUUGUGAUGAUGGUUACCUGUAGUUACAUGGCGGCAUUACUGCAGUUAUUGCUUGACAUGCACAUUUCUAUUAUUCCGGUUUUAAUGAGAGAACAAACAGAAAAUAAAUUGUUUAUA